AUGACUGGCCAAGAUUGUUUUCCUGACAUCGAGAAUGGAUGCACCGAGGCUUGUAAAGCAAAAAUGAUAAAAUAUACCCAGUAUGUUUUUAAAAACUAUAUGAACUCUGUGUGUUGGUACUACCACGAUGUUAAAAUAUUGGAAGACUAUAAUGGUAAUAUAGAUUAUGGUUAUUCAAGUUUUUCGGAUUACAAAUCAUCAAUAGUAAAUGGUUUUAAAGAAGAACAUUCAAGAUAUUUCAACUACACACCACAACUCGAAGAGGGUACCAGUAAGUUUCCAGAUUACCCUAAUGUUUUAAAUGAUGAUAAUAACAACAAUCAACAACAAUAA
Dictyostelium purpureum is the source of this 333-nucleotide messenger RNA. RefSeq lists its product as uncharacterized. The record is from RefSeq and is a predicted model, not a curated record. The coding region runs from base 1 to 333 and encodes 110 amino acids. NCBI's taxonomy places the organism in Eukaryota, Evosea, Eumycetozoa, Dictyosteliales, Dictyosteliaceae. The transcript has a single exon.